UCCUGCAGGCAGACAGCACUCGGGAUGGUGUGGUGGGAGGGAGGGGAAAGAUGCACCUUCAUUGCCCACAGGUGAUCGCGUUGUCCUACAUCCCCUCCCUCACCCGCUUCAUCCCAAGCCUCCCGACUCGUUCAUUCGGGUCUCGCCCGCCCGUCUGUGCUCGGAGAGCAGCCCGCUGCCCCGGGCUGAGCAAGCGGAGAGCCCCCCGCGGUGCACAAGUCCCUCCGGUCGCCUCCCCGGUGUGCAAAGGGAGACGGAGGUCGCCCAAAGGCGGCUACUCCGCGCGGAGUUUUGCAAAUUGACCCAAACGCGUUGAGUUUGGAAAUCCACCGUUCCCCCGACCCCGGCUUUCUCCUCCCCGUGGACCCUCUUCCUGCGUCCGUUUUACACACGGGCCGCUCAGCUCGGAUUUCACUGGCUGCCUCAGCCCCCUCCGGAGCCGCUGAUUGGUGUUUUCCCCAGGUUAUUUGCAUGCCGUCUGCACACUGGGUGCCCAAGGGAGGAGUUUGCUCAAAGCUUCUGCAAGUGUCCGGAGCGCCGGCGGGAGUAGAGUCUGCAGCUCCCCGGGCUGCUCUUGGGCUCUCCUGCUGCCGCGCUGCCUUAAUGGGCUGGAGCUUUGCUCUGGGUAGCGAUUUGGAGAAGGAUUCUCUGGGUUAGUCUUCGGUCCGUCUUUUCCCUGCUUGCUCAGCACUUCGCUGCCUUCAGAACCACCCGGCUCGCCGGAGAGGUGGGGUUGGCCUUGUCUUGAGGCUCUGAAGUGACCUGCCUUAGGAGGAGACUCCUUUGGCACGUUGGGGAGUGUUUAAUACUGACACUUCCUCCUCCCUCCCUCCCUCCCCGUACUUUCCAUCGUUGCUCCAGACGGAAAAUGAAUGAUCUCAGCCUGCCUGUGGAAUGGAGUCAGCUGGCACCCAGCAGAGCCUGAAGGAGCCUCUGAAGCUGAAGUGUGAACUUGCUUCUUCUCCGCAAUGUUAUAAGCUGCCCAGCGGUUCUCUUUGUGGUGCCAGCCUCUCUGGUCCACUAACUGCAGCAGGGAUCUAGUUUCAUCGUCUUCACCUUUCUGUGCCUCUAAGGGGCUGGAUCACAAGUCUUUCCUAUGGCUGGGAUAUACAGCUCUACUCUGAAGACCCUGGAGGAUUUAACCUUGGACUCUGGUUAUGGGGCAGGGGAUUCCUGCAGAUCCCUUAGUCUCUCUUCUUCUAAGUCCAACUCCCAAGCCUUCACAUCAUCGCAGCACAGGGGCAACUGGUGGUACUAUUCAGGCUCCAUGAAUAGUAGGAAUAACAGCUGGGAUACAGUGAACACUGUUCUGCCAGAAGACCCCGAAGUUGCAGACAUCUUUUCCAAGUGUCCUAAACUGCCAGAUCUAGAGGAAUUCCCUUGGACCGAUGAAGACAUUGGGAAAAUACUCAGAAAAGGAAAGGGGGAAGGAAAUAUCAGAAACUUUUCUCAGGAAGCUGUCAGGAGACUCUCUCAGUUACUUAGGAGAGCCCUGAUCAGGAUCUCCAGGGAGGCCCAACGUCUGAGUGUGAUGCAUUCCAAAUGCACUAGAUUUGAGGUCCAAAGUGCCAUCAAGCUCAUCCAGAGCUGGUCAUUGUCAGAAAGCUGUGUCCUGGCUACUGUCAAGGCUCUUUCCCUGUACAGCAUGAGUGCAGGAGAUGGAUUGAGGAAAGGCAAAUCCUCCCGAUGUGGCCUCACCUUCUCAGUGGGGAGGUUUUUCAGGUGGAUGGUGGACACUAGGAUCUCAGUAAGGAUUCAUGAGUAUGCAGCUAUCUCUUUGACGUCUUGUAUGGAGAAUCUAGUGGAAGAAAUCAAAAGCAGGGUUCUAGCGAGUCAGAGCCCAGAUGGAGGAGGAGGGGGGGAGAUCUCCUCUGAAAUCCUUGAGAUGGUCAUCAACAAUGAUGCUGAACUUUGGGGAGUACUGCAGCCUUACGAGCAUCUCAUCUGUGGGAAAAAUGCUAAUGGUGUGCUGUCUCUGCCUGCCUACUUCAGCCCCUACAAUGAUGGCUCCAUAAGCAGUGAUGGACGGGCCGAUGCUUAUGCCCAGCUGGAGCUCCGAACCUUGGAACAGUCUCUCUUGGCGACUUGCGUUGGAAGCAUCUCAGAACUAAGUGACUUGGUAUCGCGAGCAAUGCACCACAUGCAAUGUUUGACCACCCUCCACCCCGGCAUGAGCCCUAUCCGGCAAACCAGGCAACAGCAGCCUAUUACCUGGUCCCCUGAUGCCCUCCAUACCCUCUACUACUUCCUACGCUGUCCUCAGAUGGAGUCCAUGGAGAACCCCAACCUGGAUCCGCCAAGGAUGACCCUGAACAAUGAACGGCCCUUCAUGCUUCUGCCCCCGCUGAUGGAGUGGAUGCGAGUGGCUAUCACCUACGCUGAGCAUCGGCGCAGUUUAACUGUGGACAGCGAUGAUAUCAGGCAGACGGCCAGGCUGCUCUUACCAGGACUGGACUGCGAACCACGGCAGCUGAAGCCUGAAUGCUGUUUUAGCUCCUUCCGAAGACUGGACGCUAAGGCUGCUACUGAAAAAUUCCAGCAGGACCUGGGUUUCCGAAUGUUAAAUUGUGGAAGGACUGAUCUGAUCAACCAAGCUAUAGAGGCGCUGGGACCUGAUGGGGUUAACACAAUGGAUGAUCAGGGUAUGACCCCACUAAUGUACGCCUGUGCUGCUGGAGACGAAGCCAUGGUCCAGAUGCUGAUUGAUGCUGGAGCAAAUUUGGAUAUACCAGUUCCUGGCAGCAAUCCCCGAUACCCCUCAGUCCAUCCCGACAGCCGGCACUGGACUGCGCUCACCUUUGCUGUUCUACAUGGGCACAUCUCCGUAGUUCAGCUGCUCUUGGAUGCUGGUGCCCAUGUUGAGGGCUCCGCAGUUAACAGCGGUGAGGACAACUAUGCUGAGACCCCACUUCAACUGGCUUCGGCAGCAGGGAACUACGAGCUGGUCAGUUUGUUACUGAGCAGGGGCGCAGACCCCCUCCUGAGUAUGAUGGAAGUCAAUGGGAUGUCCUCAUCGCUUCACGAAGACAUGAAUUGCUUUAGUCACUCAGCCGCACAUGGGCACAGAAACGUGCUACGCAAGCUCCUGACCCAGCCCCAGCAGUCGAAGGGAGAUGUUCUCUCACUGGAAGAGAUUUUAGCUGAGGGAGUAGAGAGUGACACCUCCAGCCAGGACAGCUCCAACGAGGGGCAGGUCAGGCUGUGUAAAACCAGGAUGAAGGCCCUGCAGGAGGCUAUGUAUUACAGUGCUGAGCAUGGCUACGUGGACAUCACCAUGGAGCUCAGGGUACUCGGAAUCCCGUGGAAGCUUCAUGUGUGGAUUGAGUCAUUACGGACAACCUUCUACCAGUCUCGCUAUUCAGUCGUGCAGAACCUCUUAAGGGAGUUUGUCACUAUUAAGGAGGAGGACUAUAACGAAGAGCUGGUUAACGAAGGGCUGCAGCUAAUGUUUGAUAUCCUCAAAACCAGCAAAAAUGAUUCUAUCAACCAGCAGCUUGCAGCCAUCUUCACCCACUGCUAUGGCAGCAGUCCUAUACCCAACAUUCCUGAAAUACAAAAGACUUUGCCGGCCCGGCUUGAUCCUCACUUUCUAAACAAUAAAGAAAUGUCUGAUGUAACUUUUCUAGUGGAAGGAAAGCUGUUUUAUGCACACAAAGUCCUGCUGGUUACUGCUUCCAACAGGUUUAAGACUCUGAUGACCAAUAAAACAGAACUAGACAGCCAAGGCAGUAAGACUGUUGAAAUUAGUGAUAUGAAAUACAAUAUUUUCAAGAUGCUGAUGCAGUAUUUAUAUUAUGGAGGAACAGAAUCUAUGGAAAUUCCCACAGCUGAUAUCCUAGAGCUGCUGUCCGCCGCCAGCCUGUUUCAACUGGAUGGCCUCCAAAGACACUGUGAAAUCUUAUGUGCCCAGACCAUCAGCAUGGAGAGCUCUGUUAACAUCUAUAAAUAUGCAAAGAUUCACAGUGCACCUGAACUGGCCUCGUUCUGUGAGGGCUUCUUCCUCAAACACAUGAACUCUCUGCUGGAACAGGACUCAUUCCGACAGCUCAUCUAUGGCAGGAACAGCAAGGUGCAGGGUCUGGACCCUCUGCGGGACCUGCAGACAACAUUGGCCAGUCGACUGCAUUCUAUUUACAUCACCUCAAGAGUGUGAGGCAGGGACAUCACACUGGCACAGGACCUUAUCCAGCCGGGGCUUCCAGGUCUGUCUUAGGGAAUCACCAGCUCAUGCUGAAAGUCCCCACAAGCUGACGCCCUUAGGGCAGUGAUUUCUCUGGGGAGCUGCAACAAAUCUAAUGACAAAGGCAAGGAGGUGGCUUUUUUCUUCUGCGCUACACAGCAUCAGAGCAACACCAGGACAGCACCAACAGGAAAAACUGAUGCAGCAACUGAAGAACCUGGCCCAAAGAGCAGAUCUAAGCUGCCAUUUUCAUAAGCACAAGGUGAAAGCUGCUAGGGAAACAGAGAGUGCAGAUGCAGCAGAGUGAGGCCUAACAUUGGGGGUGUUUCUAACAUGUUAAUCUAAACCAUCUAUUUACAAACCCCAUCAGGUUGAUUUAAAAGCACCACUGGUGUAUAUACAAGGGUUGAUAGUCCUUUAAUCCCAUGAACUUCUGAGCAUUCAGUCACCUGACUAAAUGCGUAUAGUAGUUAGCACACUCAGACUACCACUGUAGCGAUAAACACCAGUUUUACACAUGGCAAAAGACUCCAGCAUUAUUUCCCAUAAAUUCUUUGCACCUUAAGACAUACCUUCUCUCAGCCUUAUGGGUUACAAAGUGAGAGAGACUAAAAUAGGCCUCUACAAUUAUCUUUUUUCAGUAGCACCUACUUUGGAGAGUUUAGCCAAGUUUUGAUCUACUGGUCUGUGUUCAGUGGUGGCCAACUGGAAAGAAAAUAUCCUACCCUAUUUACACUGUAAUGGUUUGAUCAAAUGUCUUGUGUCCAAGUCAUCCUAUCUUUAACUGUCUGGGAAUGGCACAUGGAGCACUCCUGUGUGAUUAAUGAUGAUGCAAUAAAAGGAGGCAGUUUUCAAAAAAGCUGUGGCAGGAGGUGCAGUAAAACCUAGUGCUGUGUUGAGGGGCCUACAUCCUAGUAUCGUGUGUACCACCUGGACUCCCUUAAAGCCAAAGCCAAGCAGAAAUGUACAGCGCGUUAUUCCUUGAUGCUGGAGGUGGCAUGGUGUAGAGAAACAUGAUGAGAGGAAGGCCUGACUCCUAAUGCUGGCUCUGACACAAACUUGUAGCCUUAGGCAAGUCAGUUCUCUCUACAGCUGUGGAGAUGGAAGUAAUAGGGAUAUUUCCUCAUCUACUACUUCUGAGGGGGAGGGAAGGAUAUACUGCAUCAUGCUUGCAUACAUUAGCUCACCUUUGCGCUCUAUGUCUAGGAAACAUUGAGGUUGCAAUACUUAAAAUUAGAUACUUCAACCCUAGCACCUAAGAUUCACCAUAUUUUCUUUGACAGCUUACAAAGGGCAGAAACUUCUAACUUUUAAAAAAAGAAUACAAGCACAGGCCUUAGAAACAAAGAUGUAAGGUGAUAGUAGGAUGAGUGGACAUCAGUCACCAUUAGCUAUAAAACACCCCCUACAACCAUUCCCUGCUGCUCUGUUAACACACACUGAAAGCAUUAGCUAAAAUGCUUCAUUUUGGGGGAGGGGAGAAAAAGCUUCCAAUGUCCAGUUAGCAUUUGUUGGAGAUCUGAACAAUGAAAUGCUAAACACGCUGAAGGGAGAAGGCUCAGGCUCAGCUGAAAAGAAGAGUCAAGGUUUGGUGGAGGAGAGGAAAGGAAGGGCAGAUUGCAGCAUCUCCAGCUAAUUGGUCAAAACCUGAGGCUCCCAUAGGAUUGCAAGUCACAGGUGGAUUGCAUGACAAGUGUGCUUGGCAAGUCAGUGACCCAUAAGCCUUUAGACUCUCAGUUGGAAAUUGGCUGGGAGCACCAGUUAUUCUUAGCAAGCCAGAGGCUGUUCCCGCUUUAUCACUGAAAGAAACCUCAACAAGGCCAUAGACUGGAAAAUACUUCAAAGAGCUGCUCCAGCUAUCUGUACAAAAGCAUAGGUCCAGUUUUGUUGCUGUAAUAUUGUCUGUUAACUGUACAUUAAUGUCAUUUAUGUAAAUGUACCAGGAUUUUGCUAACAAUGUAACAUUUAUGCUUUGUGUUUUGACUCAGUUAUGAGGGGCUGUAAGGGGGUAGGAUGAGCUCUGUUGGGGUGUGUGAACAUGCAUGUUUGGAGAGCACACAGUAAGACAAAAGGGUGU
Mauremys reevesii (Reeves's turtle) is the source of this 6257-nucleotide messenger RNA. It is a transcript of the gene ABTB2, whose product is annotated as ankyrin repeat and BTB domain containing 2. Lineage: Eukaryota; Metazoa; Chordata; Testudines; Geoemydidae. The record is from RefSeq and is a predicted model, not a curated record. Bases 1097 to 4153 code for a protein of 1018 amino acids. Gene Ontology annotation, molecular function: protein heterodimerization activity. The transcript has 17 exons.